Messenger RNA from Helobdella robusta, 4170 nucleotides. RefSeq lists its product as hypothetical. The transcript has 22 exons. Gene Ontology annotation, biological process: actin cytoskeleton organization. Lineage: Eukaryota; Metazoa; Annelida; Clitellata; Rhynchobdellida; Glossiphoniidae. The record is from RefSeq and is a predicted model, not a curated record. Bases 1 to 4170 code for a protein of 1389 amino acids. Gene Ontology annotation, cellular component: plasma membrane.
AUGAAUCGGGCAGCACUCAGCACUCAGCACUCAGACGUGCCGGCGUUUGAAACGAAACGUAAGGCGAAAAUGAUUGAAACGAUUUGCAGAUACCAGUGGAUAGCAGGCAGCUGGUCCGUUUGUGCAGAGGCCAGUCCCUCCAGGACCUCUCAUCAUGGAUUGUAUGGAGUGCAGCAUGAUGUCAGGACAAUGUCAGGGCAGCAUGACGUUGGUGCGAGAAGAAGAAAGAACUGUGUCGGCAUUCAAAACAGAACCAUCAUUUGCAUUCAAACCGACGACAAGACACCAGUAGAAGACAGGCGGUGUCGCCACAUGCCCCCUCUCUACGUCCGCAACUGCUCCCUGCCUUGCCAGCGUAACUGCAUUCUCAGCCAGUGGUCCCCCUGGUCUCGUUGCGACGCCGAUGAAGACGCUGAUGGUGGUGGUGGUAGCGAUGGUGCAACAUGCAGGGUCAACUCUCCGCCAACAAUGAUGACUCGAACAAGAACUCGGUCAAUCAUGCAACAAGCAUCCAAUCAGGGCCAGGAAUGUUCCUCUCUCUCCCAAUCACAAUCUUGUCCUCAUUUCAGCUGCUUUCAUUGGAUGGUAUCUAAUAGAAGUCCUUGCAUGAUCAGUUCCAGAUACGCAGUUGAUGCUGGCAGUGGUGAAGGUGGUGAUGGUGGCGGUGAAAGUGGUGGAAACACCGGGAAGAACGUCACUUGCGGUGUUGGUGAUCGAAGUCUUGAAGUCCUGUGCGUCGAUAGGAAGGGGGUUGUCGUUCAAGCAGGCAACUGUUCAAAUCUGCCCAGACCGAGCCAAGUGGAAAGUUGUGUUGUGCCAUGUGACCUAGAUUGCAUAAUAUCUUCGUGGUCUCAUUGGUCAGAAUGUUGGUCAUCAAAUUUUUACGACUCCACCUACAAACAGAGCACGCACAGAAGCAGGUACAAAGAAAUUUUGGCGACCUCAGCUCCUGGGGGCAUGGAAUGUACUAGCUUGCGAUUGGUCGUUGACAAAGAUAUGUGCCCCGCCCACGAUGCACCCAUUUAUCAAUGGCAAACCAGCAAUUGGAGUGUUUGCACGCCGAUCAACCAGCUGGAGAAGAAAGAUGAAGAUGGAACGUGCAGGAAUGCAGGCAUGCAACACAGGCAGGUCGCAUGCGUGCAAGUCAACGGCUCAAAAAUGCACAACAGAAAAUGUUCCUCUGAACAUAAACCAUCGAGCAGGAGACAAUGUGUUGUACGAUGUGCCAAUGUCGAUUGCGUCGUCACACUCUUUUCCCAUUGGUCCAAAUGUUCGGUCACGUGUUUGCACGGUGGGUGGGUAGGAAACGAAACGAAAUUCGGUCAUCAAAAAAGGGAGAGGUUUAUUUUGAUCCCCCCCUCUGGUUUCGGAGUGAACUGUCCUCAUUUGCAGGAGCAGAGGCCGUGCAGUGCCCUUCCGACGUGCACCAUUUUUAAAUGGGGGGUGGGCGAGUGGAGUCAGUGCCUGUUUCCAUCAAACCAGGUCAAAUGUGGAACGGCUGUGAGGAGAAGAAAUGUAUUCUGCUAUGAUUGGACGAAUCAAGAAUAUAAACCAGUUGAAUACUGUUCAGCCAUUGACAAGUUCAAGCCUGAUUGGUUGGAAAAAUGUUACGUACCGUGCCGACAGGAGUGCCUCUUUUCUCAUUGGUCAGCUUGGAGUCUGUGUUCCAAGAGAUGCAAUGGGGUUAGGUGGAGAAGAAGAACACUGGAAGGCUACAACGUGUCCGCCAAUCACGGAAGCACAUGCAUUGGUGGCAACGAACGCCAUUCCUUCAUCCAAUCAAAACGUUGCAAUCUAUGCAGGCACGGGAUCGUUAAAGCAAUCGGCCAAUCAGCUGACUGCAUUUUAAAUGACCUCGUUUGGCAAAAUCAUUCAAUUGGAAAGAAGCAUUCCUCUGGCAUGGGAGAGAUGAUGCCGUCAAAAGAAUAUUGCGGUGUUGGUAGUAAUUAUCGUGCUCAGGUCUGCAACCACACUGGCCUCAACAUGCACCCUGCUUCUUGCGGCAAUGCAUCAACCUCUCUCUUGAAAGUGGACAUUUGUUUGAUGUCAUGUAAGCGGGAUUGUUUUAUGAGCAACUGGACCACCUGGACCGCCUGCCAACCCAAGCAACGCUGCGGCAUCGGCCAAAUGACGAGGAGGAGGCACCUGUAUGAAGGGGGGCUGGACGGGGGAAGGGAAGUUGAAAAGCAGCCAUGCCAGGUGUCGUGUGAUCAAUAUCAGUGGUGGACUGACGAUUGGAACAUUUGUUCACCUGUCGUCCAAUCAGCUGCCAUGGAGUUUAAACUGGACCAAUGCGGUGAGGGCUUCCAAACGAGGAUUGUCAGAUGUUUAAAAGUGAACUCUGAUGGAGCGAGUGAGCAAGUAAAUGAAAGCAUGUGCGAUGAAAGAAUGAAACCUCAUCAGUCCAUCUCAUGCAACAUUGCCUGUCACCAUCAGUGUAUUGUCAGCCAGUGGUCAGCCUGGUCCAGUCCACAGUGUUUGAUGGAUUGUGGUUACAGCAACAACAACAACAACGUCACCAACAACAACAACACUCAACAACUGCAACAACAUCGAUAUCGAGCGAUCCUUCGCAACAGCAACAACUUGCCCUGCCCAGCUCUCCACGAGAUGAGAUCGUGCCAGCUUCAUCAGCAGCUCGUCUGCCAGCCACACGUGCUCGCCUGGUCGUCGUGGGGGCGGUGCAUCAUGUUCACUGACGUCAUCGAAGGCGUAACGAACGAAUACGAGUGUGGCGUUGGGAGAAGGUGGAGGGUGGCCGAAUGUAGGGUGGCAAAAUCUCAAAAAGUAGUUGCUAUGAAGUUCUGUAAGAGACAGCACGAAAGACAACAUGGCAGCAGCAGAAGCAGCAACUUCACAAAUCAUUUUGAAUCAGAACAAUCAGAGCCAUGUAGAGUUGGAUGUGCGGUCGAUUGCGUGUUGUCGCAGUGGUCGGUCUGGUCCACUUGCUCCCAAACUUGUGGCCUUGGUUACAGAAGCAGGAGCCGUGAAAUUUUAUUGAAGUCAGACAAUGGCGGAAGUGACUGUCCGUUGAAUUUGCACGAGAGGAUGGUCUGCAGUUACGAGGAAUGUUUUCGCUGGAUGCCAGUCAGCUAUGCCGCCUGCUCAGUGCAUAAACACACGUGCGGUUACGGCCACCAAAAGUUGAAGUUCAAAUGUUUGCAACUAAAAACCGACGAUGAUGAAGAUGGCGGUGAUGGUGGGGUGGGGUUUUAUAAAGAAGUUGAUCAACAAUUAUGCUCUCUUAAUCAUUUGCCUUACGGGUUGAAACUUUACAGAGAAUGUUACGUUCCUUGUCCAACCGAGUGUCUAGUUGGCCGAUGGUCGUCAUGGAGUUCUUGUCACGUGACUUGCACUAAGUCAAAUCAGCCUAUGAAAAGAUACGGCACACAGGCCAGGUACAGGGCCGUCGUGAGGGUUGGCCCCCCGUCAGCCAACAGCGAUGAUGUUCAUGACGACAGUGCGUGCAGACGUGUGGUCACAAUGGAGACCAGAUUAUGCAUCGUUGACAGAACAACGUGCCAACGCAGCCCUCGCUUCUAUUGGUCCGUCGGCAGAUGGGAGGGGCUUAGAAGGAGCAUCACGUGCGUAGACGAGAAAGGUCGACAAGUUCAAGGUGGAUGCUCGCCGUCCUGGAAGCCAUCAUCCGACUACCGAGAAUGCUCGAUGAAUUGUGAAUCUGCCAACUCGACGUGUCUGCAGAGCGGCGGGUGCGCAUGUCUGAGGAGGGGGCACGCCCCUGCAAGUCAUCAUUCGGCCAGGAACCCUCAACGCCACUUCCUACUGGUUCCCUGUGCAGGACCAACAGUUAGCAAAGUAAAAGAUGAUGCAUGGAGGGCAGGGAGUCAGUUUGACGACUCCAGCAGAUUUCUUGAUCAUAAUCUUCUACAUGCACUAGCCAACUUCUCAACACAAUAUUCGGACGAGGAGGUGGUUCUAGCAAAUGGUUGGACCGUGGGGGUUGCAUCAGUUGGUUUGUUCUUCAUGGUCAUAUUGGUCGUCGCAAUCGUUUACAUUUGCCGACGAUCAACUUCACUGAACGAAGUUAUAGUCGUGAUGGAAGUUGACAACUCACAGCAGCUGAACAUGGUCUACAGUUGGAAUAACAAGAGGAGGUCUGUCAGUUCGUAUUCAGUUAUCACACGUUGGCAGAUGUCGAUAGAGCUCUAA